CAAUGAUUGUGAUCCAAAACGAGAGGGCUAGGUACAGGAGGCGGUGGCUACCGAGGCUGCGGUGGGGGGCGCUCUUGUGCGCGAUGGUCCUCAUCUACGGCUCACAUGCUCCGCUUAUCUCUCUGAGCAAAGUCGAGGGCCGCGUCCCUUUCGACCCUUCCUUAUGCGUCGUCAUGAUCGAAUUGGCUAAGCUACUCGUGUCUUUCGCUGCUCUCGUUACGACUGGGGGCAUUUCGGCCUUACUCGCCCCUACCUCUCUGUUCCUAGUGGCCCCCUACGCCGUCCCCGCCGCGCUAUACGCCCUCAACAACAACCUGGUUGUUCUCAUGCAGGCUUAUAUGGACCCUAGCUCUUUCCAGGUUCUCAGCAACCUCAAAAUCGCCGCCACUGCUCUGCUUUACUCCCUGUGCUUGGGCAAGCGGCUGCGCUGGAGUCAGUGGAUGAGUCUGGGACUCCUCAUGGCAGCGGGAGUGUGCCACAGCUACUCCAGCCUAGACUCCGCAGACGUGGGCACUGCACAGCGAGGGCCCAAGCUUCAUAUCACAGGCCGGGGGCUCUUCCUCAUGCUGGUAUACUGCUGCGCAUCUGGGCUGGCGGCUGUUUAUACAGAGCGGGUGCUGAAGAGUCAGAAGCUGCCACUUAGCCUGCAAAAUCUCUACCUCUAUGUUUUUGGCGUGCUCAUCAACGGGUUGUCUGCCCUCUCUGCCCUUGCGAGUGACAAGAGCUUUUUGGAAGGAUACUCGUGGACAGUCUGGGCUAUCAUAGCGGGGCAGGCGGCUAACGGCCUCUUAAUGUCUGUGGUGUUGAAACACGGCAGCGGCAUUACUCGGCUCUUCGUCAUCUCCUGCUCCAUGUUGGUCAAUGCUGUGAUGUCAUGGGCAGUUUUAGGGCUGCAGCUUACUUUCUUCUUUCUGAUACCACUCGCCAUGGUUGCCUUGGCAGCUUUUCUUUACUACACGUAGUUGGAGUCUUCACAAAAAACUGUUUUUUUUUGUUUUGUUUUGAACUCAUUGUUUGGUUUCUCAUAUUGUUAUCUUGCUUUUUAAAAAAACACGUUUCUGUGUGUAAUAACAUGAAAACUAAACUUCUCCUUGACAAAUCAUUGCAAUUGUUACUUCCACACUCGCUGGACAAUUAUGUACAGAUUACGCAUAUCUAAGGUAAGAGAAUAUACUGCCUGCCCUUAGAUAGCACUGUGUAAGCCAUCCAUCCAUUUUUAUAUCGUGCCCGUCCUGAUUAGGGUCACGGGGUGAGUUGGAGCCUACCCGACCUGACUUUGUACCUUUUGUCCAAAGUCAGUUGGGGCAGCCUCGAGAUCAUCCACGACUAUAAAGUGGACAGGUGCUACAGAAAAUGGUUGGAUGAUUGCAUUUAAUUACUUGAACAACACUGUCAAUGACCACCACAGUAAUAGCCUCAAGUUGCAUAUACCUAAUGAAUUGUCCAGUGCGCAUAUGGCAUCAUUUUCAUGUUUUAUAAGUUUCAUGCAUGAUUCCCCUAUGGUUUGAGUGACAAAUGAUGCAAAUAAAUGUCACAUGCCAA
Hippocampus zosterae (dwarf seahorse) is the source of this 1542-nucleotide messenger RNA. It is a transcript of the gene slc35a4, whose product is annotated as solute carrier family 35 member A4. The coding region runs from base 3 to 962 and encodes 319 amino acids. Gene Ontology annotation, cellular component: Golgi membrane. The transcript has a single exon. The record is from RefSeq and is a predicted model, not a curated record. Gene Ontology annotation, molecular function: pyrimidine nucleotide-sugar transmembrane transporter activity. Lineage: Eukaryota; Metazoa; Chordata; Actinopteri; Syngnathiformes; Syngnathidae. Gene Ontology annotation, biological process: pyrimidine nucleotide-sugar transmembrane transport.